Molecule: messenger RNA, 1025 nt
Organism: Blepharisma stoltei
Lineage: Eukaryota; Ciliophora; Heterotrichea; Heterotrichida; Blepharismidae
Source: the annotation of a GenBank genome assembly
AUGGUACCUUGGGGGAAACUUCUGUCUUUGACGAUCAGGAUGUUUACUAAGCCUGUCACGAACUACAUAAAACUAGGACUAAAAAGCAACAACAGGCAAUCCAUGUAUACAAAAAAAGUCCUUGUUAAUUUAGGGCAAUUUUAUCAUACCAUUAAUAUUAGAAUCCAAAGGCGAGCUUUUAAUAUGUCUGGCGGCGACUCUUAUAUCAAGCCUCUAACAGAAGAUAAAGCAGUUGACCAAGGUAUCGAAUUUUUUGGAGAAAUUUUAGUUUAUGGGACUUUGUUUACAUGGGGUAUGUAUGAACUGAAUAAGUAUCAUCAAGAAGGAAUUAGAAAAGAAGCAAGCAAGGCUGAGGUUUUAGCAAAUAUACAUACGAAUAUUGAAGGAUUGACUGGGAAAUUUAGUAGUGUCCAAGAAGAAGUUACGAAACUUAGAGGCCAGUUAGAUGAUAUUGAGAGGAGAAAAGAAGUAUUGAAAGAAACAAAGGCUAAUAUUGGGGAUUAUCGAGGAAAUAGUGAUAUGAAGCAUGGAAGAGUCAAUUUGAUAAAAUUAGAUGAUGAAAAAGAAGAUAAAUCUAGCUCAGUCCAUUUGGAGGUACAAGAUUUUUCGCAAGCUCAGAGAGGUUGCUCAUUUUUUUAAAUUUUAUAUAUAACGCGUUUUCCAUAAAUCCCUUAUUUUUACAAAAAUUCGAAAGCAAAAUGCAUUAAAUUUAUAAAUUUUAUAUUGUAAAAUUAAGAUAUUUCAAAUUUAAUAGGUGUGGCCAAAUUCCAAUCAAACUAUUAAUUAAUAUCUAAUAUAUUUUAUUAAAAAACUAUUACAUUUAUUUUAUUUAGACAUUACUUCCUAAUAUAGGAUCUUUCUAAAAGCUUUUCAAAAAUUAAAUCUGAAGAAAAUUCAAUUUAUCCAUGAAAGCUCAAACUGCAACACUUCACUGAUCUUUUCUUCAGAUUAAAAUAACCCCCCUAAAAAGCAGAAUUUUUCAAUAAUUUUGUUCACUCAUUAAAGGACAGAGUAAAGCUAAAUAA